CAGUUAAUCCGGUGAAGGCGCCUUAAUUCCUGUUAUAAUUGUUUUUAUUUAAAAAGAAAUAAAUAUAUAAAUAAAUUUUGAAUCCUAGCGGAUUAAAAAUGUUGACAUAUUUGCUGUUAUUUGCUUGCAUAUCUCUGUACAUAUACGCUUCAUACAAAUAUGUUGUUUCGAAACCAGAAGGAUUUCCUCCAGCGAUUCCCCGAAUACCUUUCUUUGGCAGUUAUUUGUUUAUGAUGAUGGUAAAUUUUCGUUAUUUGCACAAAGCCGUUUUCAAAUUUUCUAAGUGGAUUAAAUCAGAAAUAAUUGGUUUACACAUGGGUAUAUAUCCCAUGGUAGUGGUACACAAUCCCACAACCAUACGUGAAGUAUUAAAUCGUCCUGAAUUCGAUGGUCGGCCUGCAUUAUAUGUGGCAAAAAUGCGUGAGCCCAAUGAAAAUAUUGCAGGAAUUUUCUUUAAAGAUGGUCCAGCAUGGGAAGAGCAACGGCGUUUCAUUUUACGUUAUUUAAGAGAUUUUGGAUUUGGCCGUCGCUUCCAACAGUUGGAGGCAGUUAUACACGAAGAAUUAACAGAUAUGCUUGACUUAAUACGCAACGGACCAAAAUUUGAUCAUGAAAGAGAAUUCGUUAAAGAAGGUGGCUAUCGUAUCCUAAUGCCGUAUUUGUUUAAUCCCUUCUCGGCCAAUAGCGUUUAUCAUAUAAUUUUCAACGAAAGAUAUCCACGGGUUGAACAGGCCGAUCUUUGGAAAUUAAUUCGUUUGGGUGUACAAUUUCAACGGAAAAGUGAUGAUUAUGGAAAAAUGUUGAGUAUAAUGUCAUGGGUCCGUCACAUAUUUCCCAAUUGGAGUUCAUAUAACAAACUAAUGGAAUCGAAUCGUUAUAUGUAUGGUUUCUAUGAAAAAUUAGUUGAUCAUUAUAUUGAGACGUAUGAUGAAUCGGCGGAAAGGAAUUUUGUCGAUUUAUAUAUCAAGGAAAUGAAACGGGCCGAAGAGGAGGGUAGAACUGAUACUACAUCAUUUGAACAUAAUCAAUUUAUAUUGGGUCUAGUGGAUUUUACAUUUCCUGCAUUUACCGCAAUCGGUAUGACAAUGGGAUUUUUUGUGCAAUAUAUGUUGCUCUAUCCAGAAGUGCAGAAGAAAAUCCAAAAAGAAAUUGAUAAUGUCGUUGGCUCUGGACGAUUGCCGACUUUAGAUGAUCGUAAAGAUUUAUCUUAUACCGAAGCAUCUAUUCGAGAAAUUAUGAGAAUUGAAACGCUCGUACCAUCGAAUGUUCCACACCGGGCUAAAGUCGAUACGGAACUAAUGGGAUACAUUGUGCCAAAGGAUACUUUCGUCAUGACAAGUUUGUAUGCCUUACAUAAAGAUGAACGUGUAUGGGGCGACCCGGAAAAUUUUCGUCCCGAAAGAUUUUUAGACGACAGUGGAAAAUUGUGCCUUAAGAAAGAUGCCUCGUUGCCAUUUGGAGCAGGCAAACGUUUAUGUGCUGGUGAAACAUUUGCCCGUAACAUGCUAUUCUUGAUGACCGCAACAAUAUUACAAAAUUUCAGCUUUGUAUUGGGUCCAAAUGAUAAACUACCCGAUUUGCGAACAAAUCUUAGUGGUUUGUCGACCUCGCCCAGAGAUUUUUGGGUUCAAUUGGAAGAUAGGAUGUAAAAUAUGAGCAAAGCAGUUCUAAGUUUUAGGGGUAUUUAUUCGAGUAAAUAUUAUGAAGUUAAUGAACCUUAUAUAUUUAUGAAAGUAAUGUUUUGUUUUUAUUAAGUUUAAUCAUUUUUCAAUUUCAAUUGAAUAAAUAUUUUUUAAAAAAAUCA
This is a messenger RNA of Musca domestica (house fly), 1804 nucleotides long. RefSeq names its product probable cytochrome P450 304a1. Bases 99 to 1649 code for a protein of 516 amino acids. The transcript is spliced from 5 exons. Lineage: Eukaryota; Metazoa; Arthropoda; Insecta; Diptera; Muscidae. Gene Ontology annotation, molecular function: oxidoreductase activity, acting on paired donors, with incorporation or reduction of molecular oxygen; monooxygenase activity; heme binding. The record is from RefSeq and is a predicted model, not a curated record.